Myxocyprinus asiaticus (Chinese sucker) is the source of this 2908-nucleotide messenger RNA. Its product is annotated as protein kinase C delta type-like. The transcript is spliced from 18 exons. Gene Ontology annotation, molecular function: ATP binding; diacylglycerol-dependent serine/threonine kinase activity. The coding region runs from base 187 to 2235 and encodes 682 amino acids. The record is from RefSeq and is a predicted model, not a curated record. NCBI's taxonomy places the organism in Eukaryota, Metazoa, Chordata, Actinopteri, Cypriniformes, Catostomidae. Gene Ontology annotation, biological process: protein phosphorylation.
GCUGGAGAGAAGAGGGAUCGCGCGAAGAAAGAGUGCACCUGUGAGACGUUACUCCGCCCUACUUUACUCACUGAACACAGAGAGGGUUUUGUUUUUUUAUUUGUACUUCCUCAAUCACUGAACAAAGUAGGCGGCUCAGAGAAAAGUCGCUUUCUUCUGAGGAAAGGUUGUGUCUGAGGGGUUGCCAUGGCCCCUUUCUUGAGAAUUGCAUUUAAUUCCUAUGAUCUCGGCACAUUCUCUCCGAUGGCUGAGGCACCUUUCUGUGCUGUCAAAAUAAAGGAAGCUUUUAGCACUGAACGAGGAAAAACUUUGAUCCAAAAGAAGCCCACCAUGUUUCCUGCUUGGCGAUCCAGUUUUGAUGCACAUAUUUAUGAGGGACGUGUCAUACAAGUACUGCUCAUGAGAACUGCAGAGGAACCAUUAGCUGAAGUCACAGUGGGCGUGUCCGUAUUGGCAGAACGAUGCAAGAAAGCUAACGGACGUGCCGAAUUUUGGGUUGAUUUGCAACCUACAGGGAAGGUUAUGAUGUCUGUGCUGUUCUUUUUGGAGGAUUCAGAUACAGAGUGUCGUCAGUCAGUAGUGUUGGAGGAGGACGCACCUACUCUUAAUCGUCGUCGUGGAGCUAUUAAACAGGCUAAGAUUCACAUCAUCAAGAACCAUGAGUUUAUCGCCACCUUCUUCAGACAGCCCACUUUUUGCUCUGUUUGCAGAGAUUUUGUUUGGGGUCUCAAUAAGCAAGGUUACAAGUGCCGACAAUGCAAUGCGGCCAUCCACAAGAAGUGUAUUGAUAAAAUUAUUGGAAGGUGCACAGGCACGGCAGCCAAUAGUCGAGACACUAUGUUCCAGAAGGAGCGUUUUAAGAUUGACAUGCCACAUCGCUUUAAGAGCAACAACUACAUGAGUCCCACCUUUUGUGACCAUUGUGGCAGUCUACUGUGGGGUCUUGUCAAACAGGGCCUUAAAUGUGAGGACUGUUCCAUGAAUGUCCAUCACAAGUGCCAGACUAAAGUGGCCAACCUUUGUGGCAUUAACCAGAAACUACUUGCAGAGGCUCUUACUCAAGUUAGUCAGAAAUCCACCAAAAGACCUGAAGAGAGACCCAAUGCCCAGGAUGUUGGCGUUUACCAAGAUUUUAGCAAAAGCCCCGGCCCUAAUGAUAAUGGGGCUCCUUAUGGUCGUCUAUGGGAGGGUUCGAGUCCUCAACCCCCUUCUCGAAUCACUCACCAAACACGUAUCACUGCUGAGCAGUUCACUUUUCAUAAAUUACUGGGCAAGGGAAGCUUUGGCAAGGUGUUGUUGGCUGAGCUAAAGGGCACUGGAGAAUGGUUUGCAGUGAAGGCGUUGAAGAAAGACGUGGUGUUGAUAGAUGAUGAUGUGGAGUGCACCAUGGUGGAGAAACGUGUGCUGGCUCUCGCUUGGGACAAUCCGUUCCUUACACACCUAUACUCCACUUUUCAAAGCAAGGAACACUUGUUCUUUGUGAUGGAGUAUCUAAAUGGAGGAGACCUAAUGUUUCAUAUACAAGAAAAAGGACGCUUUGACCUUUACAGAGCCACGUUCUAUGCAGCUGAAAUAGUGUGUGGCCUGCAGUUCCUCCAUUCCAAAGGCAUUAUUUACAGGGAUAUUAAGCUGGAUAAUGUGAUGUUAGAUGGUGAAGGUCACAUAAAAAUAGCUGAUUUUGGUAUGUGCAAGGAGAAUGUGUUUGGGGAAAAUCGGGCCACAACUUUCUGUGGAACUCCAGAUUAUAUCGCACCUGAGAUUCUGCUAGGCCAGCAGUACACGUUCUCAGUAGACUGGUGGUCAUUUGGUGUGCUGGUGUAUGAGAUGCUCAUUGGUCAGUCUCCAUUCCACGGUGAUGACGAGGAUGAGCUGUUUGAAUCGAUCAGAAUGGACACACCCAAUUACCCCCGCUGGAUCACAGUGGAUACCAGAGACAUGUUAGAAAGGUUGUUUGAGCGUAACCCGUCACGCCGUUUAGGGAUUGUAGGUAAUAUACGAGCUCACCUAUUCUUCAAGACUAUCAACUGGUCUGCUUUGGAAAGGAGAGAAGUUGAGCCCCCCUUCAAGCCAAAAGUGAAAGCUCCAAAUGACUGCAGUAACUUUGACCGGGAGUUUUUGAGUGAGAAACCCCGCCUGUCACACUGCGAGAAAGGCCUGAUUGAUUCCAUGGACCAGAGUGCUUUUGCCGGCUUCUCAUUCAUUAAUCCGAGAAUGGAGCAUCUCCUGCAAAAGUGAUAAAUUCACAAUUGCUGUGAUCAGGAAGAAAAAGAUCUAGUAUGUACAUGGGAUCAUAGUAUCCAGCCUGAAUAAACCAGCUAUGAGCACUUUCACAAUUCUUGCUUUAAAGGGAUAGUUCACCCAAAAGUAAAAAUUCUGUCAUCAUUUGUUCACCCUCAUGUUUUUCCAGGACGGUGUAACUUUCGUUCUUUCGUUGAACACAGAUGGAGGUGUAAGGGAAAAAUGUACUUUCAUUGCAUGUUUUUUCCAUUACAUUCUGCCUAACAUCUCCUUUUUGUGUUUCACGGAAUUAAGAAAGUCAUAAGGGUUUGGAACAACAUGAGGGUGAGUAAAUGAUGACAGAAUUAUUCCUUUAAUAGAACUCAAAUCUUACUAAAGGAGACAUGAAAUCCUGACAGUCCUCUUCUAAAGGAGCCCUUUAAAUACAUGAUUGCAGUCGUGUUGGAUUUAGGGCGUCCCAAAAUCUCAAUGCAAAUUUUAACUUGUCCUUGCAGUGUUAGGGGUUUUAAAAAUAACUUUGCUGGAUUAGUACAAACUUGACAGUUAAGACUGCAGGGAGAGUGCUGUUUGUUCAGUGUGGGUGAAAAAGUAGUUCAAAGAAGAGUAAAAAAAUAAAAUAAAUAGGUCAGAGAUUAUAUACUGAUAUUGUUUAAAUUGAUAUGAAUUUAAA